Macadamia integrifolia is the source of this 1094-nucleotide messenger RNA. RefSeq lists its product as uncharacterized. Lineage: Eukaryota; Viridiplantae; Streptophyta; Magnoliopsida; Proteales; Proteaceae. The transcript has 9 exons. Gene Ontology annotation, cellular component: U2-type prespliceosome; spliceosomal tri-snRNP complex; Lsm1-7-Pat1 complex. Gene Ontology annotation, biological process: mRNA splicing, via spliceosome; nuclear-transcribed mRNA catabolic process. The record is from RefSeq and is a predicted model, not a curated record. Gene Ontology annotation, molecular function: RNA binding. Bases 1 to 447 code for a protein of 148 amino acids.
AUGCAACGAGCAAAAGUGAAGAGUAGUUUACCCUUCAUCUACGUGCAGUUUGCAGUGGAGAGAGGUGUUGGUGUUGGCGCAGCUGAAGUAAUAAUUGGCUUUACGAUUAUCUGUCGUUUCUUAAUUUCCCCCCAGCAUGGCCCGAAAGAAACAGUACUGGAUCUGCCAAAGUUUGUUGACAAGGGUGUUCAAGUCAAGCGAACUGGUGGAAGACAAGGGACUUUGAAGGGAUAUGAUCAGUUACUAAACCUUGUGCUGGAUGAAGCUAUAGAGUUCAUAAGAGAUCCAGUUGAUCCAUUGAAGACCACUGAUCAGCACCGGCGUCUUGGAUUAAUACAAGACAACAAUUUUUUGGAUUUUAGUAGGUGGUGGAAGCAGAAAUCAAGGGGGCUAUCUCUCAAGGAGGCGUGGCAUGCAGAAUACAGGAAGGAAACUAUACUGCAAUAGUUAUCAUGUGGAAAAAAAAAGGGCGAGGGUGGGGAGGGGGAGGUUUGUAGGGGGACGGCGGUGAUGCUUGUAUCCCCAACCGAUGGUACAGAUGAGAUUGCCAACCCCUUCAUCCAGCCAGAUGGGGCUUAAGUUCUGUAAUGAUCCCCCAAAUUAACUUCUGUGACAAGUAAAUUAGGAUGCCUCUUAAUUCUUUUUCCUUGAAUGGUUGGAAUUCAUGGCUCAAAAUUGGGUUAGAGGAAGUUGAGAGGGAGAGGGAAUUUUUAUUGUACCUGUUCUGAAAAGUAACUAUAUCUGAAAUGAAAUGAUGCUGGUAUUAUUGUCAAAACAACUGUAUGUGUUAGUGCAAGUACUACAGUUUGUUUCUGGGGUUGUGGAAUGGCUCUUCUGGCGGAUAAAAGGGUCUCUGGGAAGAAAAAAAAAAAACCCCUUGACUUACUGAAGAGAGCUUGUGUUUUAUACAUUAAUUGCUAAGGAGUCCUAACUGGUGAAUGUUGUAAAAUUAGGAUUUGCACCUGGUUAUUUCCCUUAUUCUUACCCUUCUUGUGGCUGCUACUAACAUGCUUUUUCAAAUAUGCUCUCUAUCAUGUCAAGUAUGAUGUAUUAAUUCAAUCUCAACUUUGAUUUGAUUGUUAGCAACACAGCAA